Molecule: messenger RNA, 2775 nt
Organism: Mesorhabditis spiculigera
Lineage: Eukaryota; Metazoa; Nematoda; Chromadorea; Rhabditida; Rhabditidae
Source: the annotation of a GenBank genome assembly
AUGGCUUCUGCGGACAUGCAAAAGCUAGCGCAGGUGCUCCAGGAAACGUUGCAACCCGAUCCGAAUCGUCGAAAAACGGCCGAGGGCGAGCUAUUUAACCUCGAAUCUGUCCCAGGCUUCGGCCCUUUGUUAAUCGAGCUGGUCGUCACGGAGUCGGCAUCACAGGAUAUUCGUAUCGCCGCAGCCAUCUCGGCCAAGAAUUUCGUGAAGCGGCAAUGGGGUGACAUGGCCGAGAAAGAGCUGGCUGAUCAAGAAAAAGCCACGAUUCGCGAGACGGCGCUGAAGGCCAUGCUGACCACUUCCGGCAACCUCCGAAAGCAGCUCUCGCACACCGUAUUUCUAAUUGCCAAGAAAGACUUUCCGACGCAAUGGCCCAACCUAGUCGGCAUCCUGGCCGAGCAGCUGACUUCGGACAAUUUCGAGCGUAUCGUGGCCACGCUUUCUACAUUGGACCAAAUCUUCGAGAAAUAUCGUUACGAGAGCAAGUCAAACGCGCUGUGGAGCGAAUUGAAGCUGUGUCUGACGGCCGUCCAGGAGCCGCUCACCGGGCUUUUCGGCAAAAUGCUGGAAAUUAUCCCGCAGAAGGACCAGCUUUCGUCAAGCGACGCUGGCAAUUGGAUUGAUGUAUUGCGGUUGAUCGCCCGUAUCUACCACUCGCUCGCUUCUCAAGACCUGCCCGAGUAUUUCGAAGAUAACCUGAAGCCGUGGAUGGAGGGCUUCAUGGCGUUGCUUGCCAUGACCGUCGACAGCCAGCGAAGCACGGCCGGAGAAGCAACUCCACUCGAUAAGCUAAAGGCCGAAAUCUGCGGGAUCGUGACUUUGUACGCGCAGCGCUAUGAGGAGGAGAUCACCCCGUUCAUGCGGCCGCUAAUCGAGGGAAUCUGGGGGCUUCUUGUCAACACCGGCAGCGAUACUAGGUACGAUGGGCUGGUGUGUGCCGCACUCGACUUCCUCGCCGCCAUCUGCCUGCGCACAAAAUACGAAGACCUAUUCCGGGGCGAAGGCGUGCUGCAAACGAUCGCCAUCGAUAUUGCCGUCAAAAAUCUGACCCUCCGUGAAGAAGACAUCGAGCUGUUUGAAGAUGAGCCCUUGGAGUAUAUGAAGAAGGACAUUGAAGGCACGGAUAUGGGCACUCGACGUCGCGGCGCUAUCGAUCUUAUCCGGAAUCUUUGCAAAACCUUCGAGGCUGCCUUGGUCAAUUUGCUCGCCGGGGUCAUCAACGAUUCGCUGAAACGAGAAGCUAACUGGCUGCAGCGGGACGUCGUCUACUGCCUGAUCACCGCCAUGGCGAAGAAGGGGGAAACGCAGCGAAUGGGCGCCACCAGCACCAGCGAACUGAUCAACGUCGCCGACUUCUAUAAAAAUGCGGUGUACGGCGAGCUGUCGACGGAAAUCGACUCCAGCGCUAUUCUCAAAGCCGACGCCAUCAAAUUCUUGGUCACCUUCCGGACGCAGCUACCACCUCAAGACAUUGUUCAAUCAAUUCCGCUGCUGCUAAAGCUGCUUGGUUCUCGUCAUGUUCAGGUCCACAAAUACGCUGCCUGGGCCGUUGAGCGCCUGUUGUUGAUGCGAAUCGAAGGGCGACCCUUGUUCUCCGCGGCCAACGUUCCGGUGGCCCCGUUCCUGGCAGCGCUUGUGGCCUGCUUUGAUGCGGAUCCAAAGUCGCAGAACUCGUACUACUUGAUCAAGGCCCUGAUGCGGAUCGUGAAUAUCCUGGAUUCUAACACAGCCGCGGCCGGCGGACAGAUUGCGAUGAAGCUCGUGUCGAUGGUGGAACAGACAAUUCGAAACCCAGCCGACCCGAUCCACACACACUUUUUGUUCGAGACGAUGUGCGUACUCAUCAAAAAGGCAUCCGCACAUGUUGCUGGUGGCCUCGACCCGUCGCUCCUUCCCAUCAUCGAAAUGAUUUUGGCCCAAGAGAUGCAAGAUCUGAUCCCCUAUGCCCUUCAGCUCACUGGCGUCCUGCUCGCUGAUUGCGUUACUCGGGGAGCGCCUGCGGACGCCUACCUCGGCUUCCUGAGCUUCUUGAUGCGUCAGGAUUUCUGGGCCAAGAGCGCCAAUAUUCCCGCCGUGUUGUCGCUGCUCGAGAUCUAUCUGAAAGCGCUGCCAGACAAGGUGUGCGAGUCGUACAGCACGCUGCUCGUCACCCAAUACGUCAGACUGAUCAGCUCGAAAAACCUCGAACUGUACGGCUUCAAGUUGGCGUCACUGCUGCUGCCGCACAUGCAACGACUGCAGGGCAUCGACAACCCGUUCGCCAUCCUCUUCAACAACAUUUUGAAAAGGCUUCGGGACAGCAAAACACCGCGCUUCAACAAGCACUUUUUGGUGUUUGUCGCUAGGUUCGUUGUCGUGGUCAACGUGGAGACGUUUGUCAAGGUCCUGGAGCAGAUGCAGCCCGGCCUCUAUCGAAUGAUUAUGGAGAAGAUCGUGGGCCCGGCUUUGUGCGAUUGCAGGGCUGUGACGACGGCCGACGAGAAGCGCACAAUUGGCAUCGGAUUCGGCCGCUUGUUCUCGGAGACUGCUGGUGCAUUAGGUGAUGCGAUAAAGGCGCUGGCCUUUGCGACGAGGAUGCUCCUUGACGAGCCCCCCGUGAGCACCAACUUUGGGCAGACGCUCGAGGACGAACAGGCCAGCAUGUACAACGCCGAGGGCGAGUUCGUCAACCCGUACAGCCAACUUUCCAACGCCGGGCUGCGAGAAGAGGUACUUGCCCCGGAAAUCACCGAUCACAAAGCAUUCUUCGAAGCCGCCGUCAGCCGCAUCCCGCUG